AUGAAUACCUUCCCACUUGUUCUAAUUCUUUGCGUUGCCGUUGUCGGCGUAUGGGGAGCCAUCCGCGAGAAACGUCAACAACGCACUGUUAUUCAGCGUACUGUGAUUAACAACUAUGGUGGUCAAGGAUUCAAUCGUGUACCACCACCACCACCGUAUGGUUUCAAUAGAGGUGUAGGAUGGAACAACGGCUGGGGCGCUCCUGCUCCUCUCAAUAGAGGACCAUUCGGUCCUGCUCAGCCAACCAGCGUAAUAAGGACGACAGUCAUCAGACAAGGAUGA
Messenger RNA from Cooperia oncophora, 282 nucleotides. The record is from the annotation of a GenBank genome assembly. Lineage: Eukaryota; Metazoa; Nematoda; Chromadorea; Rhabditida; Trichostrongylidae.